Molecule: messenger RNA, 4199 nt
Organism: Hyla sarda
Lineage: Eukaryota; Metazoa; Chordata; Amphibia; Anura; Hylidae
Gene: NAA25
Product: N-alpha-acetyltransferase 25, NatB auxiliary subunit
Exons: 24
Coding region: 95-3076 (993 amino acids)
Biological process (GO): N-terminal peptidyl-methionine acetylation
Cellular component (GO): cytoplasm; NatB complex
Molecular function (GO): protein-N-terminal amino-acid acetyltransferase activity; protein binding
Source: RefSeq, a predicted model, not a curated record
GGAAGACACGGGGCUGGAGAGAGAGCUAGGCCUGGCACCGGGAUCUGCUCGGAUGAAUGGCUGCUGCUGGACGGCGCUCCGCUAACAUGUGCCCAUGGGGAAUGAGGCUGCGGGUAGACAAUCCCGGGGUGAUCCGGGCCUUCAGCUGGAGUCAUGCAGCCUGUGUCACAUGGUGAUGGCCGGCUAUAUACUGUGUAUACACCCGCUCCUAUAUACCGUAUAUUACUUGGAUAAUGGGAACAACAAGAUGGCAAUCCAGCAGGCUGAGAAACUGCUUAAGAAACAUAAAGAUCUGCACUGCGCCAAGGUCCUCAAAGCGAUUGGGUUACAACGUACGGGCAAGCAGGAAGAAGCAUUUGUACUUGCCCAAGAGGUAGCGGCUCUGGAGCCCACUGAUGACAACUCAUUGCAGGCACUUACAAUCUUGUACAGGGAAAUGCACAGACCGGAGCUGGUAACUAAAUUGUAUGAGGCAGCUGUUAGAAAAGUCCCAAGCAGUGAAGAAUAUCAUUCUCACCUCUUCAUGGCUUAUGCCAGAGUAGGGGAAUACAAGAAGAUGCAGCAGGCUGGAAUGGCACUUUACAAAAUUGUUCCAAAAAAUCCUUAUUAUUUCUGGUCUGUGAUGAGUCUGAUCAUGCAGUCUAUUUCAGCCCAAGAUGAAAAGCUUUCUAAAACAAUGUUUUUGCCUCUGGCUGAAAGAAUGGUUGAAAAAAUGGUAAAAGAGGAUAAGAUUGAAGCAGAGGCUGAGGUUGAAUUGUACUACAUGAUUUUAGAGCGCCUGGGAAAGCAUGAGGAAGCCCUAGAGGUUAUCAGAGGAAAACUUGGUGAAAAGUUGACCAGUGAGCUGCAGAGCCGAGAGAACAAGUGUAUGGCGAUGUACAAGAAGCUAAGCAGGUGGCCCGAAUGUAAUGCACUCUCCAAAAGACUUCUGUUAAUAAACUCAGAUGACUGGCAGUUCUAUCUAUCCUACUUUGAUUCUGUGUUUCACCUUAUUGAUGAGACUUGGAUGCCACCAGCAGAAGGCCCAAUGUCAUUUGAAGGAAAUCUCGACUACACAAUUGGACAGGUAGUUAGAUUUAUAGAAGAACAGAUAGAAGCAGAUUCAAAGAAUCUUCGUCCACUUCGGGGGCCACAUCUGGCUAAACUUGAACUGAUCCGUCGGUUAAGACAGAGGGGCUGUAAUGAUGAACACAAGCUGGGAGAACCAGAGGACCUGAUGUUUCAGUAUUUCCUAACGUUUGGGGACAAGCCUUGUUGUUUCACUGAUCUUAAGGUGUUCGUGGAUCUUCUUUCUUCCAGUCAGCACUCGAGUUUUAUAAACAGAUUGCUGGGAUCACUGCCUCUGGCUCCUCCAGCAGAGGGCGAUAUGGCAUUGCCAAUGGAUAUCAAGGCUAUGCAGAGACAUCUUUGUGUGGUACAGCUCUCAAGGCUGCUUGGCCUCGGCCAAAAGAUGGAAAAGUCACAGAAGCAGGAUGCCAUAAGAGACGUUAUUUUGAGAUAUAGACACGGUCUACAUUUUGGAAAAUCAUGCCUGAAGACAGAGCUGCAAUUUUCUGACUACUACUGUUUAAUAGGAGCACAUAUGCUGCUGGAUCUGUGGAGUGAUGGUGAGGAGUGGGCUGUAUGGCAGGGUCUUGCCCUUUUGGAAGAAGGUUUAAGUAACAGUCCUUCGAAUGCCCAAUUUAAACUGCUGCUGCUUCGCAUAUACUGUACACUGGGUGCAUUUGAGCCAGCCAUGGAACUGUACAGCAGCCUUGAUGCUAAACACAUACAGCAUGACACAAUUGGCUAUUUGCUGACCCGAUUUGCAGCCCCCUUGGGUCACUACACUGCUGCAUCACAAUCUUGCAAUGCCGCUCUUCGAUUUUUCCAUUCUAACCAGAAAGAUACCUCAGAAUAUAUUAUACAAGCCUACAAAUAUGGAGCCUUUGAAAAAAUCCCAGAAUUCAUUGCAUUUAGAAACCGGCUAAACAAUUCACUUCAUUUUGCACAAGUUCGCACGGAACGAAUGUUACUGGACCUCUUACUUGAUGCUAAUAUCUCCACUAGCCUAGAAGAAAAUAUAAAGUCCAUGUGUCUCAACCCAGAAGAGGAUGACAUUCCAUGGAAAGAACUUCGAGAUAACAGGGACCUGACUGUUCUUUUUAACUGGGGUUCUAAGGACAGAGACAUGUCAGACGAAUAUAGGCAGCUGUCACUAGAGGAAGAGAGGAUUUGGCUGCUCAUCCGAUCACUGACCUUAAGGUUGGUUAGUGGAUUGACUACUCUCAAUCAUACAAAUGAACCGAAGAAUUCGGCAAAGGCCACAGAGAAUGGAGUCUCAUCCAAGAUUGACACCGUCCGAGCUUUAUUACGACAGUAUGAAGAGACCUUAAAUUCGGCAAAUCAAUUUAAUGAGAAGAUGGUUAAGUAUCCAUUUCUUGGACCUCCAUCAUCUCGGCUUGCAGGGUUUUUGGGGAGUGGCUGCUGUCGGUGUCAAAGAGAUGCUUUCCUUCUGGUGAAUGAUAUUUAUGAGUUGGAUACAUCUGGAAUAGAUGAUAGUUGUCAGGUCCAAGAAAAAAUUGGUAACAGAUUAAAAUCUUCUGUAGGCCAUUUACAAGAACUUUUUCACCAAUCUAAAGGAGACCUACUUGGCAUCCAAGAGGGUUACUGUAAGGUCUCACCCCAUGUUAUAGAGAACCUGGUCUUCUUUGUUGAGGCUAUUUCUGUUGUUCUCUGGGUAUCAGGAUAUUUUGUUGGGGUCCUUAGGCCAUUCAAAUCAAAUCUUCAAAAAAAGAAAAAGAAGAAAAAGGACAGCUGUACCACGCCUCCAGUCUUCACCAGCUUCCAGGACUAUGUUACCGAGCUGCAAACUUUGCUAAUAAAUGUGACAGACUACAUAAGGGAGUUGGAGACCACUUUGCUAGCACUAAAAGUUGAAGAUCUCUCCCUAAAUAAUGUUAAUUUUACAGAGGAAGAAAAGAAGUUUACAAAGCUGUCUUCAGACAAGGUCCAGAACAGCUACGUGCACUCAUUGCAAGAGAUUGGGGAUCUCCUGAGGAAGAGACUCGAAACAACAAAGAAACUGAAACUCUAGAAUGUGAAUAAGAACUGUAUGUCUUUAGAUACAUUAUGAGCUUCUGGCAGUCAUCCUAAUUCAGAACUUCCCAAGAACAUGCAUGAAGGACUUUAACAGUCUGAGUUUUCUUUUUUUUUUUUAAGUCUUGAAUGGAAUUUAUACAACCGAUUUAAAUUAUUGUACAUACGGCAGGAGCCACGGCCUGCAGCAGACCACUUUUUAUACAUGUUCAUGAACUGUCAGCAAUGAGUUUUUUCCUACUUUAUCCCCCCUUCAUGCAACCUUGGAAACUUUGUACAUGCAGCAAUACUAAUUGGCUCAAUCCAGCAGUUAUUCAGUCACUAGAUACAUUUUAUUUAUAUAUAUAAUUUUUGUUUUGGAGGCUUGAUGAAAUCUUUCUUCCUUCUAUUUAUCUUUUAUGCCACCUCUUUCGUUCCCUAAACAUGAACUGUAUGUUUUGCUAAUGGUCCCUUAUUCCCUUUCAAGUAGGUGUUUUAAAUUAUGUGAAAGAACGUGUUUCGAGAGCUUAAAAAGUUAGAUUUUUAGUUGAAGUCAAUGCCCAGACCAUUGAAAAGCUUAUUUACAUAGCAGCUGGGACAUAGGGUUGAGAAUGGCUGCCUAGUAUAGGAAUAAGACAUACAUUGGCUUCUCUCUAUGCUACACACUUGGUAGGUACUCUAGGACACCUUAGAGGCCAUCUUUGCUUACAGGGGUACUCCGGCCCUAAGACAUCUUAUCCCCUAUACAGCUGUCACGCCCCCUCCCAUAGACUUGCUUUGAGAGGGCGUGACAUCACAUGGGGGCGGAGUUGUGACGUCAUGAUGCUCCUGCCCCCGUGGUCGUGAGGCUUCAGACUCUUGAGUCUCCAGUGCUGCGUGCAGCCCCCGCACCGGCAUGAGAGAUUGCGGGGGUCCCCAGCGGCAGGACCCACGCGAUCAAACAUCUUAUCCCCCUAUAGGGGAUAAGAUGUCGUAGGAUCGGAGUACCCCCUUUAAUACCCCAUUGUAACAAUACAACAUCUAAGAUAGUUGUAUAAACUAUUACAAGCUUGAAGCCAACAGUUUGAUCUGUCAACUAAACAAGCAACUAAGGGUGGGUUCCCAUUACGUUUUCCCCCAUACGGGAGCGCAUACGGCAGGGG